CCCCGGGGCUGUGGCCAUGCGAGCGGCGGCUCCGGCCCCGGGCAGUGGCUUCGCUGCCAGCACCCCUCGUCCCCCGCGGGCCCCUCGGGGCCGCCGCCGGGUGCGGGCGUCCUUCGUGGAUGAGUCGCUGUUCGGCCGCCCCGCGGGGGCCCGCUCGCCGCCGCCCGCCUUCCCUCCGCCCUGGGCGGCUCCGGUGGCUCCCGCUGCCGGCGGCUCCCGGCCCGGCACUCAGUGCAGGUCCCGAAGCCACGCUCCGUCCUUCUGUGAYGAGUCCCUGUUCGGUGCCAAGCCCCAGGGUCCCGCCUGGGCAGCUCCGCGGAUGAGAAAAGAAGAUGUAGCCAAGCUCCAUACGCUGCUCUGGAGCCCUUCUCCUGCACCCCGAAACCAGCCUGGCCUUUCCCCACACUCCAGGGGGACACCCCUUAGAGCUGUCCACCCACCGGCCUCGGCGCCUCCGGCCGCAUCUGAGCCCGGCCACAAGGACAAGUCGUAUGGCUGGAGGCAUCCCAGGAGCGAUGCUUGCUCCGAAGGCUGGCGUGCUCCUGGCAGAGGACGUUCCCAGUCUGUCAGCCGGCUGAGCACCCCCCYGGACAGGAUUCGCCUGUCUUCCGGCCUCAGCACAGAAAGGUGGAAAAACCAGAGYGCUCCGACAACCCCUGCUGCCCCCCAGGGCCCUCUGGUGAGGGGCCGGUCCAACAGCGUGUCUGGAUCUCCUGUGCUCAGGAAUGCCAAGGCAGCAGGUGGCUGCAAACCCAGACCACCCUGGAAGUGAUGCCAAAUGUCCCUCUGGAUGUAYAUACAGCCUUAUGAGGCUUCCUCGUGACCAGGCCCACAAAGACCCUGCGCUUUUCCAUGGCUGGAAGUGAAGGAUGCGGCUGUUCCCCGCUGGAAGGUAUUGAAAGGCUGCUUUGAGGCCCCCCAAAAGGUUCCCUUCUCCAGGAAAUGAGCUCAGUUCCCUCUGUCUCUGUGCACAGGAUGUGCCUUGGUGUCUCCGUGCUGUCCUUGUUCCAUGUCAUCAACGCCUUAUGGACUGUCCCAGCCAAGCAGGACAAGGGAGAAGCACAGAGGUGAGGAGCAGCACUGCCCUGGUUCUGCUGGCAGUGGGAUGGACCCAGGCUGGAUGGGCUUUGUGACAGACAAGGAUCUGCGCAGGGAUUUCGGCAGCUCGUGGUGAUGAGGAGGCGCUGAGUGGACACAUAAUUGUGUGGCUGGUGCUGAGGGUUGUGAGGUGCUCCCAGCAGUGCCAUGCUGUCACCAAAUAAACGAUCUGAGGCAGA
Messenger RNA from Malurus melanocephalus (red-backed fairy wren), 1277 nucleotides. It is a transcript of the gene RITA1, whose product is annotated as RBPJ interacting and tubulin associated 1. The record is from RefSeq and is a predicted model, not a curated record. Gene Ontology annotation, cellular component: nucleus; cytoplasm. The transcript is spliced from 3 exons. NCBI's taxonomy places the organism in Eukaryota, Metazoa, Chordata, Aves, Passeriformes, Maluridae. Gene Ontology annotation, molecular function: tubulin binding. The coding region runs from base 17 to 772 and encodes 251 amino acids. Gene Ontology annotation, biological process: negative regulation of Notch signaling pathway; nuclear export; Notch signaling pathway.